AUGGAUGAUUAUGGUGUUUCUCCUUCUUCUCUUUCCUCUAUUUGUGAGAAAUACGACGUCUUUCUGAGUUUUAGAGGUACAGACACGCGCCAUAACUUCAUAAGUCAUCUUUUUGCUGCAUUGACACGAAAGCAGUUCAAGACUUUUAUCGAUGAGGAAAGCCUUGAGAAAGGAGACGACAUUAAUACCGCACUUCCUGAAGCAAUUCAGAAGUCAAAGAUUGCGAUAAUCAUUUUCUCAAAAGAUUACGCUUCUUCAACCUGGUGUUUGCGUGAGCUCGAAAGUAUACUCGAAUGUCGCCGAGAAAAUAAACAGAUGGUAAUAGCUAUUUUUUACGAAGUAGAUUCAUCUGAUAUACGGAAACAAAAAGGAAGUUAUGAGAAGUCAUUCAUAGAGCAUGAAUAUCGUUUCAAGGACAACAUAAAAAUGGUUGAUAAAUGGAGAGCUGCUUUAACAGAAUCUGCUGAUCUAUGUGGAUGGGAUUCACGAGUCACAAGGCCUGACACUAAGUUAAUUGAAGAAGUUGUUGAAGACGUGUUGAAAAAAUUGCAAAGUACUGUCUUGUCAAGUGCUGAUGGUUUGAAGGGCAUGAUUGGAAUGGAAAAACGCUGUGAACAACUUGAAUCGCUAAUAAGUAUUGGGUCAGCAAAUACUCGCAUAAUAAGCUUGUUUGGAAUGGGUGGCAUAGGCAAAACAACCCUUGCCAAUGCAGUAUAUGGUCGAAUCUUUUCUCACUUUGAAAGUUGUUGCUUUCUCAAAAAUGUUAGGGAAGAAUCCGAGGAAGUACGUGAUGGAUUAGAGAAAUUACGAAAGAAGCUCUUCGCUAAGUUGUUGGGGGAAAAAACAGUUGAUUUGGAAAUGCCUGCUUCGCUAGAAAUCGUCAAAAGGAGGCUCAAGCGUACGAGGGUUCUUAUUGUUUUGGAUGAUGUAAGCGAAUCAAAGCAAUUAGAGCAUUUAGUCCGUGACGGUGACCUUUUUAAGUCUGGUAGUAGGAUUCUCCUAACGACAAGAGAUCAAAAGGUCCUUAGGACGAUUAGAGGUAGCAAUGAGGUCGAAAUAUCCGAGUACGUGGUUGAGCAGUUGAAUGAUAGUGAAGCUCUUGAGCUUUUUAAUUUUACAGCUUUUGUUGAAGGAAAGCCUCCCACACCAGAAUACGCAGAACUAUCAAAGCAGGCAGUGUCUUAUGCUGGAUCCAUUCCGCUAGCUAUUAAAGUUGUGGGUUCUGAGCUUCGUUCGCUUCGUGAACCCAACAUAGAAAAAUGGAAAAUGACCUUGAAGAAAUUGAAAAUGUCCCCUCAUUCAAAUAUUCGCAAGGUGUUAACAAUAAGUUAUGAGGGACUGGAGAAAGAUGAGAAAAAUAUCUUUCUUGAUAUCGCAUGUUUCUUCAAAGGGGAGCGUAGAGAUUUUGUAGAAAACAUUCUGAAUGCGUGCAAUUUUUCUGCGAGUACAGGGAUAGAUAAUCUCAUUGAUAAGUCUCUCAUAACAAUCGAUCCUCAAGGUAACGAGCUUCAAAUGCAUGACUUGGUGCAAGAUAUAGGUCAGGACAUUGUUUGCCAAGAAUCUGAAAAACCAGGAAAACGCAGCAGAUUAUGGAUCGCUGAAGAAAUUAUAGAUGUCCUGGAGAAUAACGUAGGGACUGCAAAUGUUCAAGGACUAUUCCUGGAUUUUUUAAAGAUUGAUAAAGUCAUACACUUGGAGCCUACAAUUUUUGAAAAGAUGUGUAAUUUGAGAUUGCUCAAAAUCAAUGAUCAUUCCUCUUUUCCCAAGAAACGAAGAAUGUACCUUCAACAAGGUCUACAGUGUCUUCCCAAUUCGCUGCGAUAUCUUGAGUGGAAUGCUUAUCCUUUGGAAUCUUUACCACCAAACUUUAAGCCGAAAAAUCUUGUUGAACUGAAGAUGGUUCAUAGUGAACUUAAGCAACUUUGGGAUGGAGGCCAGGUCCUUAAGAAGUUAAGAGGCAUUGAUCUAAGCUUUUCUCGUAACUUGACUCGAAUUCCAGAUGUUUCUGCUUCUCCAGACCUUGAGAGGAUAAAUCUUCAGUAUUGUGAAUUUUUGCGUGAAAUUCCUUAUUCACGGAUUCAGCAAAAUCUUAACAACCUUAUUGAUGUCACGUUGAGAUGCUCUGACAGGCUUCAAAAAGUUCCAGAUAGAAUAUUAGACGCGGCAUCUCUGAGAACUCUUUCUCUUAGCCGUCUUAACCUUCUUCCAACAGUGAUUACAUCUAGGAGCCUGGAGACUUUAGAUAUAUGUUCAAUUUUCAAUCAGGAGACUUCAUCAGUUGAUAACUGCAAACAACUUUCAAAUCUAAGUGUUUUGAAUAAUCUGAACUCGUUGAGAUGCCUUAUCUUUCGAUUCUGCUCAAAUCUCGAGAAGCUUCCAGAGCUUCCAAGUAAUAUUGAGCAAUUGUAUAUUGAGCAGAUAUCAAUAAAAGAACUGGACUUCCAAUCAAUCGAGGAUCUUAAACUUGAGGAGCUUAGCAUAUUUGAUUGCAGAAGUCUUGAAAGUUUACCACCUCGCAUUUUUGAGUUGAGGUUUCUUCAUUCUCUCAAUCUCACUGGGUGCACAAAGUUGAAGAACCUUCCAGAUAUCUCCAAACCAAUGGAAAGCUUAACGGAUCUUUGCAUAGACAAAACGGCGAUUGAAAAGCUUCCCUCGUCAUUUGGAAAUCUAAUUGGGCUUCGCACACUAAGAGCGGAUUUUUGUAAAUAUCUUGAGUUUGACCCAGAAAUCAUCUUUAACAUGCCUAAGCUUGCGGAUCUCAGCCUUUCUAACUGUCCACAACUUACAAGUUUUACUUUCCACGGGGUAGAUUUGGAAAACAUUAAUGUUGGGCGCUCUAAUAUAGAGAGAAUCCCUGAAAGCAUCAAAGACGCUUCUAAGCUGAGAAGGCUUGACUUGAAUAAUUGCCGUGAUCUUCGUUCUGUACCGGCUCUUCCGUUGAGUCUAGAAUCUCUUGAUGCAAGUGGAUGCACAUUGUUGGAGGAGGUGUCAAUAUCAGAAGGAGCACUCACACAAGAGCUUGAGAAUAAUUAUCCUAUUACAAAGAAUACUUCAAUAUUCUAUAAUUGCUCGAAAUUGGGUCAAAAGGCACUAGACAACAUUAUAACUGAAUUCCAGCGUAGAGUUCUGCGCAUGGCUACCCGAUUUGCAUCCCUAGGACAUCAGAGUGGUUCGAUCAUCAAGAGGAGGGAUGUCGGAUUGAGAUCAAUAUUCUUCCCCAUAACUUCUUGGGUUUUGUGCUGUGUGCUGUUGGGUACGCUUGGGAGUAUUCUAUGCGGACGGAUUUAG
Molecule: messenger RNA, 3288 nt
Organism: Morus notabilis
Lineage: Eukaryota; Viridiplantae; Streptophyta; Magnoliopsida; Rosales; Moraceae
Product: disease resistance-like protein DSC1
Exons: 5
Coding region: 1-3288 (1095 amino acids)
Biological process (GO): signal transduction; defense response
Molecular function (GO): ADP binding
Source: RefSeq, a predicted model, not a curated record